AGGAAACAAGUGUGACAACAGCAAGCCCUUCUAGCUCUCUCCCUCUCUCUCUCUCUCCUUAAACCACAGAGUCAAAUCGCUCUAAUAGAGAUGAAGCUUGAUAGAUCCGCCCAGGUGUAGGUGAAAUGGUAGAGCCUCAGGGACAAUAGAUGCGGUGCUCUUGUGCUGAAGUUCAGCACUGUGUCCUGAAGGGUUGUCUAGCAGCAGUGAGAUGGGUUGCUCUUUGCACAGUUAAAAAGUCAAUAAGCUUCUUCCAGCUUGUAUGUCUGACUAAUUUAGAAUGCAACCUGGAUCUAGGUGAGAGCUGCAGAACUGUCUCUUCUCAGUGCACGGACAGAGCACAGCACACAUUUCUAGAUUGUUUGAAGUGCUGCGGGUGUACCCUACAGGACCGAGGGCACCGAGACUCCAAUAUACAAGGACCCUACAGUAUCGUCUGCAGCAUGAGCUGGCUGAAUAGGAUUGCAUUGCUUUUCUUGGGAGUAUUACUAGCAGAAAGAGUGAACUGCCAGCAUGUGAAGAAUAACGUGCCAAGACUCAAAUUAUCCUAUAAAGAGAUGUUGGAAACCAACAAUGUAAUCACUUUCAAUGGACUAGCCAAUAGCUCCAAUUACCACACUUUCCUUUUGGAUGAGGAACGGAGUAGACUAUAUGUUGGAGCAAAGGAUCACAUAUUUUCUUUCAACCUGGUUAACAUCAAGGAAUAUCAAAAGAUUUUUUGGCCUGUGUCUCAUACCCGAAGGGAUGAGUGUAAGUGGGCUGGAAAAGAUAUUCUGAAAGAAUGUGCUAAUUUCAUCAAGGUGCUUAAAGCUUACAACCAGACUCACUUGUACGCCUGCGGAACUGGGGCUUUUCAUCCAGUUUGCACCUAUAUUGAAAUUGGACGACAUCCUGAGGACAACAUUUUUAAACUGGAGGAUUCACAUUUUGAAAAUGGACGAGGGAAAAGCCCCUAUGACCCCAAAUUGCUGACAGCUUCUCUUUUAAUAGAUGGAGAAUUGUACUCUGGGACAGCAGCAGACUUCAUGGGUAGAGAUUUUGCCAUUUUCCGAACUCUGGGGCACCAUCAUCCGAUCAGGACAGAGCAGCAUGAUUCCCGUUGGCUGAAUGAUCCUAGGUUUGUUAGUGCCCACCUAAUACCAGAGAGUGAUAACCCAGAAGAUGACAAAAUCUAUUUCUUCUUCCGUGAAAAUGCAAUUGAUGGAGAGCACUCUGGAAAAGCCACCCAUGCCAGAAUAGGGCAGAUCUGCAAGAAUGACUUUGGUGGACACAGAAGCCUUGUUAAUAAAUGGACAACUUUCCUUAAAGCACGCCUGAUUUGUUCUGUGCCAGGGCCCAAUGGCAUUGAUACUCAUUUUGAUGAACUACAGGAUGUGUUUCUAAUGAACUCAAAAGACCCCAAAAAUCCAAUAGUCUAUGGAGUGUUUACAACUUCCAGCAACAUCUUCAAGGGGUCAGCAGUUUGUAUGUACAGCAUGACAGACGUAAGGAGGGUGUUCCUUGGUCCAUAUGCUCACAGAGAUGGUCCCAACUAUCAAUGGGUGCCUUACCAAGGACGUGUACCAUAUCCGCGGCCAGGAACUUGUCCCAGUAAAACAUUUGGAGGCUUUGACUCUACCAAGGACCUUCCUGAUGAAGUCAUCACAUUUGCAAGAAGUCAUCCAGCAAUGUACAACCCUGUAUUUCCUAUCAAUAAUCGUCCAAUCAUGAUCAAAACAGAUGUGGAUUACCAGUUCACACAGAUAGUAGUAGACCGGGUCGAUGCAGAAGAUGGGCAGUAUGAUGUCAUGUUCAUUGGAACAGAUAUUGGGACGGUUCUUAAAGUGGUUUCAAUUCCUAAGGAGACUUGGCAUGAUUUAGAAGAAGUCUUGCUGGAAGAAAUGGCAAUCUUUCGGGAACCCACUGUUAUUUCUGCCAUGAAGAUUUCCACAAAGCAGCAACAACUCUACAUUGGCUCAGCCGCUGGAGUUUCACAGCUUCCUUUGCACCGCUGCGACGUGUACGGAAAAGCAUGUGCUGAGUGUUGCCUUGCUAGAGACCCUUACUGUGCUUGGGACGGCUCUUCGUGCUCACGUUACUUCCCCACUGCUAAGAGGCGUACUAGACGACAAGAUAUCCGAAAUGGAGAUCCUCUCACUCACUGUUCUGACCUGCAGCAUCAUGAUAACCCAAGUGGGCAGAGUCUGGAAGAAAAGAUUAUCUACGGAGUAGAGAACAGCAGCACUUUCUUGGAGUGCAGUCCAAAAUCUCAGCGUGCUCUAGUUUACUGGCAAUUCCAGAAGCAAAAUGAAGACCGAAAAGAAGAGAUAAAAGUGGAUGAUCAUUUCAUCAGGACAGAGCAAGGCCUUCUGCUACGGACCCUUCAGCGGAAAGACUCCGGCAUUUACUUUUGUCAUGCCGUGGAGCAUGGCUUCAUGCAAACUCUGCUCAAAGUGACUCUGGAAGUAAUUGAUACUGAACACCUGGAAGAGCUGCUUCAUAAGGAAGAUGAUGGUGAUGGCUCCAAGGCCAAAGAGAUUUCCAACAGCAUGACCCCUAGUCAGAAAGUCUGGUAUAGAGACUUCAUGCAGUUAAUCAACCACCCCAACCUCAAUACAAUGGAUGAGUUCUGCGAACAGGUUUGGAAAAGGGACCGCAAACAACGUCGGCAAAGACCCGCCAACGCCCAGGUGAAUACUAAUAAGUGGAAGCACCUACAAGAAAAUAAGAAAGGUAGGAACAGGAGGACCCACGAAUUUGAGAGGGCACCACGGAGUGUCUGAGCUGCAUUACCUCUAGGAACCUCAUCCAAGUAAAAACUUGUAUAGACAGAUAACUGGAAAAAAAUGCAAUAUACAUGAACUUUUUCAUGGCAUUAUGUGGAUGUUUACAAGGGUGGGAAGUUCAAACAAUUUCCACCAGGUUUAAAUAAAAUCAAUUUCUAAGUUUCCUAGCAGACCUUCCCCCACCAAUCCCCAGACAGAGUUUCAAGGAUGAAAACUCACCCUGGACCUAGCUUAUUGCUCAAUGAGUUCUGCAAAGAGUUCAUCAGAAAGGUUUUGCUUUCUCCUUUGCUCAAGAUAGAAAAGUGUCAUGUUUUAUGCUGCCAUUUAAAAAGAAAGUAAAACAGAACCCACCUUUCAUCAGCUGCGCUACCUUUCCUGAACUUAACUGAAAAAACUUCAUGAACUAGCUAAGCUGAUCAACAUCCCAACAUUUAGAUGGACGCAAGGCUUUUUUAUUUUAUGGCCUACCGGGUCUCUUGCUUAUAUGUACUGGAAAGGUAAAAACAAUACUGAAUGAGAUGGCCUGUGGAAAUCUGAACAGCAUGAACCAGCCAGCAUCCAGAGGGAAAAAAAGAAAAAAGAGUGGAGUACACUGGCCUACUACUGAUGACUUCUUUCAUCUUUGAUUUAAAGAUGUAUUUUAUUAAAACUAUAAUUUAAAUGUACCAUGACGAAUAUGCAGUAAACGUUAGCUCUUUUCUAAAAUAGAAUAGGCUUUUUGUCUUAGAAAUAUUGUACUUUCUAAUUAUUGGUUUAAAGUGUGUGUGUGGUGGGGGGGAGGGAACAGCCAAUGACAAGCUGCUUUAUUCUUUUGUUUGGAAAUUCUUUCAUGGCAGUAACACUGCAGCUAACCCCCUUGCCUCUACCCUGACAUUCUAUAUGACAAGUAACUUCUACGCUAUUUAACAUGAACGUCUCUGUAUAGCAUGGAAGUUUUGGGAUUCUCCCCCUCCCCCAAAUAUAGUACACCGGACCCUCACUAGAACGUGGGAUUUGGGAUCCAUGCGCGGUACCGCGUUAACGCAGGGACCGCGUUAAAAUUAAUUGCAAUUAAAGUAAUUAAAUUUGGGAUCCAUGGCCGCGACCGCAUUAUAUGCGAAAUCGCACUAUAUAGACGCGCGUUCUAGCAAGGGUCCGGUGUAUAUGAAAAAAUUCAGCUUGUAUAAUAUCUUGAUACGAAUAGAUUGAACCAAUGACGAGAAAAUCAUCUAAAUACUGUAGCUCAUACACAGCCAUUAAUCCAUGAGCAAAAUUGUUCAGUUCAAAAGGAGUUUCACUCACAACUCAGUGGUAGGAUAUUGUCCAAAAUUGAUUCCUAGGCCCUUAUGCGGCCUCUCUGCAUGGGGCCCUAGGGGUCCAUUUCACGUGUGGGUUGAGUCCCCUGCUGUUAUAAAUUGGCAUAUUGAAGUAUAUGAGGUUACAGCAGUGGAAAACUUGGAUCACUAUAUAUUCAACAGGGCUGCAGGAUAAAGUCAGGUACAGUGUAAUUGUACUAUAAGAAUCUCCAUUUUAAGGAUCUAUGAAUAAUGGUUUUGGUCCAUCCCAGUAUAGAUAUGUCCCAGUUUUGCUGAAGUCCAUCAUUAGCUGUCCUCUCUCCCAUAUCUCAUCUCACUAUGGUCUGCAAACGCCUGGUGGCAUAUGCAUAACUUCGAUUCAUGUCGGUGAGGAGGAGAUUACUAGAGCCCAUGUGAUAUCCUUGGUUUGCUAUAACAGCUUUAUAAAAGGGUGCCCCUUGUUCUGAGGUUAAUAACCAGCCUCUUUUACUGUUAUUCACUGCAACUUGCUGCAUUUAUUAUUCACAAUAUUAUCUGCAUUCAUGCAUACAGUGCAACACAACCUGCUGUCGCACAGCCUCUCUCACAACGUGAUCCAAGUCUCUUUACCACUCAAUAAAAAAACAAAACAAAACAAAAAAACACAACUCUUCUUCCUAAUUAGUGAAGUAUAGUUUCUAACAUCUGUAGCAAUGAGGUUUUCAUUAAGGGCCCAAUCCUACAAGCCCUCUGUGUGGAACUUGAAUCAGUUUCAGAGAUGUUGUGAACAUGGAGGGCUCAUGGGAUCUAAAUGCACUAAAGCAUCCAAAUUUGCUACCAUUUAACUUAGUGGCAAAACUCCAUUAAAUGAUGCAGGAUCAGGUUCUAUAAGUCCCAGAUUCAGCAAAGAAAUGACGUGUUUAACUUGAAAGCAUGCACGUAAGUCCUUCUCUUUUCAGCAUAGCACUGAAGUAUAUGCUUAACUUGACUUCUAUGGGACUUAAGCAUGCUUAAAAUUAAGCAACAUGUGCAAAUGCUGUGCUGAAUAUGAUGAACUUAAGCACAUGUUUAAGCAUGUGCUUACAAGCUCUCUUGUAUCAGGAUCCUACAUGAGCAUUAAUUUCUCAGCUAAGUGUUUAAAAUUCAUCGCAGCUUAUCAGCUGAAGUAUUUUGUUGUACUUAUAGAUCAUUGUUCGGCCUAUUAAGGCUACUUUGUAUCACCAAGUCAUUAAAAUCAUUUUAAAUGUUUUCCCCUUUAGCAAAGAGGACUUCCAAAGCCCACUGAAAUCAAAGGAAAGGCUCUGACUUCAAUGGGCCCCAAAUGAUCCAAUCUGCUGCUUUGUAUGUUUCAUGGUUACUGUCACUUAUUAUUUUCCCCUCAACUGUGUUCCUUUUUAUAACAGCCUAUUGAAAAGAAGAUUAAUUAGAGAUUACAUUUGAAAACUGGCAUUCCUUCACAGAAAAAAAAACCUCUCUGUAAAACAUAAUUCAUUCUGUAAGAGCAAAAUUACAGCAGCCAGGCGGUUUUGCCAUAUGAUAAAUGUUUAACUAUACAAAUAAAAGGGUCAGCCCCUGCAGAUUUCAACGUACACGUACACUCCUUGACAUAAUCAGUCCGCUGAAGUCUGUGCAUCUACUCGCAUAAGGAAAGGCUGAAAGGAUCAGACCCAAAGAUGAAACAGUUGAUUUUCAGGUUGAUGUUAACCAGAGUGCACUCAAACAGGAAUUUGCGUGAGUUACAACAGCAUCUGAUAUUAUUUUAAAUGAACUGUUUUCAAAGACCAUCGGCUGUGACAAAUUUGUUCAUAGAAGGAUGACCUACAAUUUUGACCUACACACAUCCUGUUUGUAUUUUUUCUUUAUAUGUCACAAUGUUGCAAAUAAAAGGAAACCAUCACUUUAAAUCACCAACAAAAACAUCACUAAACCUCCAGUUCCAAGCUUUAGGUGAACCAAGUAGAAGGUUAUAUUUAAGGUGGAGAGAAAUAAAGGAUUUUGUUUAUAACCAGGAAACACUAUUGAAAUGUGUUUAAAGAUAGAAAUUUGCAAGAAUUUUUUUUAUAUCGUCUUACUAAACUACCCUUGGCAUUUGCAUGGACCGCUGCAGAUGGGAGUUCAAUAGCUCAUAAUGACUGUAUGGUUAUGUUAAACUACAGUAUCAAGCUAUAUUUGCAGAACAGAGUUAACCUUUGAUGGCCCAAAUGAAGUCACUAUGUAAAAAAAAAAUUAAAAUGCAUGUGAAUGCGCAUUUACGGAUCCUUUUUUAUGUAUUAUUUAGUGAAUAUCAAUGGUAUGUGUUUAAUAGUUCAGUUUUUGCUACCUACACAUUAGCCAAAAGAGAUGUAAAUAUUUUUGACUAGGGUAAGGAGGUACAGUAUAAAGUACUGCUAUCUAGAGGUACUCCAUUUCAAUGUGUUCAACACAAGACUAAAUUGCAAGGUUUUGUCGCACAGUUUAUAGCGUGGUUUAUUUGCUAUUUCGGUGCCAAAGUUAUGUGCCACUUUGUAAGCACAUUCCUCACUGGGUAGUAAAUAAUUCUACUUCCGUAUUUAUCACUGCAAUUCAGACGGGAACUAGAAAACUGGAGAGAAAAAUGUAAUGAAACUGCUGCUGUAAAUUAUUUCUUUUAGCAUGUAUUCAGUUGUUAAAUAAACAUUUCUUCAAAAGAGUUGA
This is a messenger RNA of Chrysemys picta bellii (western painted turtle), 6691 nucleotides long. It is a transcript of the gene SEMA3A, whose product is annotated as semaphorin 3A. Gene Ontology annotation, cellular component: plasma membrane; glutamatergic synapse; axon. Gene Ontology annotation, biological process: negative chemotaxis; neural crest cell migration; positive regulation of neuron migration. NCBI's taxonomy places the organism in Eukaryota, Metazoa, Chordata, Testudines, Emydidae. Gene Ontology annotation, molecular function: neuropilin binding; chemorepellent activity; semaphorin receptor binding. The record is from RefSeq and is a predicted model, not a curated record.